Molecule: messenger RNA, 11235 nt
Organism: Mizuhopecten yessoensis (Yesso scallop)
Lineage: Eukaryota; Metazoa; Mollusca; Bivalvia; Pectinida; Pectinidae
Product: huntingtin-like
Exons: 57
Coding region: 108-9068 (2986 amino acids)
Cellular component (GO): nucleus; cytoplasm
Source: RefSeq, a predicted model, not a curated record
CGCCAAUGUGAGAUACAGAAGGUGUCAACUAAUAAAACGAGAUGUCAUAACAAAAGAGAGCCCAUUCAUCUUGGUACCAAGGUGUACCAGUUUUCAUUAAUACAAUCAUGGCAACAAUAGAGAAACUAAUCAAGGCCUUUGAGGCCUUGAAAGUGUUCCAGCCUGGCGGUGUUACUUCAGAUGAUUCUAAAAAAAAAGAGCAAUCUGUCAGCAAGAAGGAUAAGAUGGUAAACUGUAACGUAGUGGCUGAUUGUAUUUGUGCACCUAACAUGAGAGCCAUUAUUGAUUUCCCCAAGUUCCUUGGGAUCGCCAUGGAAACAUUCCUAAAUCUGUGUGAUGAUACUGAGUCUGACGUGAGAAUGGUUGCUGAUGAAUGUAUAAACAGAUCCAUUAAGGUACUUCUGGAGACCAACUUGGGUCGACUUCAGGUUGAGCUGUAUAAGGAGAUAAAGAAGAACGGUACAUCUCGGACAAUCCGUGCUGCUCUCUGGAGGUUUGCCGAGAUGGCUCCCCUGAUUAGACCACAGAAGUGCAGACCAUAUAUGGUGAACAUGCUUCCCUGUCUGGCGAGGAUAUGUAAGAGGGAGGAAGAGGCUGUACAGGAAACCCUCCUAACCUCCAUGGUCAAAAUUAGUCCUGCUCUCAUGGUUUUUGCUAAUGAAUCAGAGAUCAAGGCAUUACUGAAGUCUUUUCUACCUAACUUGAAGUCUCCUUCAGCUUCCUGUCGUCGGACAGCUGCCACCAGCCUGGUGUUGACUUGUCAGUACUCCAGGAGUCCCAUGUCCUUUUACAACUAUUUACUCAACAUCUUACUGGACAUGGUCCUACCAGUAGAUGGGGAUCAAGACCUACACACCCUAAUGGGCGUGGUUCUGUGUAUGCGGUCCCUUGUCCCCCACCUUGGGGAGUCUAGUCUCAUAGAGCAGGGACUAAAGGGCAGUUUUGGUGUGAUGACCAAGGAAAAGGCCGAAUCUGUCAGCAAAGAACAGCUCAUAAAGGUGAUCCAGACGCUGUUGCACCUGAUGACCCACAGAGACCACAAUGUGGUGACUGCUGCCCUGGAGGCCUUCCAACAGCUGUUGCGUAACCCCACCCCCUUAUUGGUGUCUAUCCUGACCGUGCCAGGUACCAUCACCCGGACCCUUGUGUACCUCGCUGACCAAGCCUCCUCCCCCUCCAAUGACUCUCUACAGGAAGUUCCAUCCUUCAGCAAACUAGCAGAGGAGUCCCCAGGCCUUGAGGACGACACUGACAUCCCUGAUGCUAUAACAGACCAUGUAGGUGAAGCUUCAUCUGAUGGGUCUGCGUUUGAAUACAACUCGUUUGUGGCACGUGAAGAGUCAGGAGCUGGGGGAGGGUCAGAGGAAUUAAGUCCGGUGGACACACAGGUCAUCGUCACGACAACAGAUUCUGAAUACUCAGGAAUUGAAAUUGGUGACCUCAAUGAGGAUAAGUCCGAAAAGUCCAACAUGACACAGGUUUGCAGUAGUAGUCAAGAGACCCUGCUCAGUAUACAAAGCAUCAGUCCAACCCGCAAACCUUCACUGCAGAAGGGUGUCAGCCAGGACCUCAAUGGCAACCCUGAGAUAGAAGAUGUAUCUGAGGGUGAUCGCGGUCUGCUGCCUUCCCCAGGUGAGGACAUAGCUGCCAGGAUUGGCUCCAUCAUAGACAAACAGCCUGCCAUCAUCUACUGUAUACGUUUUAUAGCUUCCCGCUUCCUUUUGUCUGGCUGUAGGCGAGUCUUGAAGCCUGAUAAGACUGUACGAGUAAGUGUGAAGUCCCUGGCCCUCACCUGUGUCAGCUCCGCCAUGGCCAUAUACCCUCAGGUGUUCCUGCUAAACCUGUUCACAGAGGUCUCACAAGAUCUGGACCAGGAGAUUCAGGAUGUGUUGCUGUAUGCUCAUCACCCAGAUCCACAGCUCAAGGGUAAUACCACACAGAUAGCUGCCAAUCUCAUCACCUCUGCACUCAAGGAGAGCAGGGGUAACUUCACCAAGUGGCUCUCCGACUCGGGCAGCAAAGUGGCUGAUCUUAGUAUCCAGUCUCUAGUGGACAUUAUACUGGACAUUAUAGAGGAGAGCUCGUCAAUGGCUAUUAGACUGGCCAUCGUCUCUUUACAAAGCUGUAUAAGUCCGCUGUUACAGAGCAUUCAUAGUGAAUUAGCCCUUCUAGUCCUACUCAAGCUGAUGGAGGUCAAGGACAACCCCUACUGGCUGGUCAAGACGGAAAUACUGGAUCUGCUGAGUGGCAUCAACUUUAAAAUCCUGGUCCACCUGGAGUCCUGUUGUACCCCUGCCCAGAGGGGACAGCAUCACUACCUAGGGAAGCUGAACCUCCAACACCGGGUGAUACAUGAUGUGAUUAUACCACUGCUGGGGAGUGAGGAUCACAGGGUGCGUCAUUGUGCUGCACAGACUCUUGUCAGACUGAUUCCCCAGUUGUUCUUUGCGUCCGACCACUGCCAGCAGGAUCCUGUGAUUGCUGUAGCCAAGGACCACACUGGGAGCCUGCUGAACCCCGACACUCCAUCAGACUCCCCACCUCUGGUCCAGGGCCUUGUCAGACCCUUCCAUCUUGGGGCAGAGCACGUGUCCCAUGUCCAUGUGGAGAGUAACCUGUCACGGGUCGUCAUGGCUCUACUCUAUGAACUCAAUUUGUCUAAUGCUAAACACAACACGUAUGGAUGUUGCCAUGCUCUGCGUCUGUUGUCCGAUUUCUUUCCUGCUACCCAAUAUGCUCAUUCCUGGGGCUGUGGUCCUCCCACACUGCUCCUCCCAAGGGAAAGCUCCAACAGAAUAGUGAUAAGGCGGCCUCCUAGUCGUUCCCUCAGUGGAUCGAGUACGUUCAGUUUGGACGAGAUGUCUGGAGGAUCUGGUGGAGGUCCGUUGACCCUGAUGCUGUCCCUACUGACCUCAUCAGUGGUCAGUCUGGACCUAUCUGCUCACCAUGAUACACUUAAACUGGCUGGCAAUUUGGUCUGUGGGGCUGCCUACAAGUGUCUGCGAACUAUAGACAACUACAACAACUCGCCUGACAGCUCCGAGGAUGCGAAGUGGAAGGGCAUAUCUGACCGUGUCCUGUAUCCUCUGAUAGAGCAGUUUCUAACACAUAUAGCUAGGUUGUUGAAUGCGUGCUGCCAUGUGAUAGAUGAACAGCUGCCUGGCCCCCCUCAGAUCAAACCAUCUCUACCCUCACUUCCCACUGCCCCCUCCCUCAGUCCUAUCAAACGCAAGGCCAAGGGAGAAAAGGAUGGAAGCGGUACGACUGGUACUCCAGGGUCAGCAGAAAAGUCCACACCCAAACAGCAGAAAGAUAAAGACAAGGAACCUGAAAGGGAGCGCAACAAGAAGGACGGACUGGGGACAUUCUACAGCCUGCCACAGUACAUGAAGCUGUAUGAAGUCCUCAGGGGAGCUUACUCUACCUACAAGAUUUCCCUAGACCUUGGAACAUCCGACAAGUUUUGUAUCUUGUUGAAGUGCUCCCUGGAGUGUCUGGCCCAGGUUCUGGAGAUUGCCAGUCUACAAGACAUAGGGAAGUAUGCUGAUGAGCUGCUUAGUUACCUGAGGACAACAGUAUCGCUGGAACCUACCUGUACUAUACUCUGUGUACAGCAGCUUUUGAAGGCGCUGUUUGGUACUAACCUGGUAAGUCAGUGGGAGCCACAGCAGGCCACCAAUGUGUCACACAAACCUGGCAAGGCCACACGACUAACCUCUAACACCAGACCAGGACUAUACAGUCACUGCUUUACGCAGCCCUACUCUCACUUCACUCAGUCCCUCGCUGCUUCCACCUUCAAGGCCACCGCCCAGACUGAGCAGGAGGAGACCACCAGCAUGUUGAAUUGGUUAAAGAAAUGUGUAGAAAGAAAGCUCCCAGCUAUUCUGAAGCCUGGAAGUAAAACAGAUAAGGCAGCCAUAGCUGCAUACAUCCGUCUGUUUGAGCCGCUGGUGAUCAAGGCCCUGAAGCAGUACACAGUGACAAGCUGUCUGGAGCUUCAGCGCCAGGUCCUCGAUCUCCUGUCCCAACUCAUACAGCUCCGUGUCAACUACUGCCUCCUUGACUCCGAUCAGGUCUUCAUCGGGUUCAUCAUCAAGCAGAUCGAGUUCAUUGAGGAGGGCCAGAUCAGAAACUCCGAGAGUCUUAUACCUAACCUGUUUAACUUCCUGGUGAUGCUGUCUUAUGAGAAGUACCACAGUAAAUCUAUUAUUGGUAUGCCGAAGAUUAUACAGCUGUGUGAUGGCAUCAUGGCGAGUGGCCUUCAUCCUACAACACAUGCUAUUCCUGCCCUGAAGCCUAUCGUGUAUGAUUUGUUCCUGCUGCGAGCUGCCAAUAAAUCUGACAUCAGCCGUGAGCUGGAGACACAGAGGGAGGUGGUGGUGUCCAUGUUACUUCGCCUCAUACAAUAUCACCAGACUCUGGACCUGUUGGUGAUAGUCCUACAACAGUGUCAUAAGGAGAGCGAGGAGCGCUGGAAGAAGUUAUCACGGCAGGUUACUGAUACAAUCUUACCGUCACUAGCCAGACAACAGGUGAGCAUCGACAGCAUGGCCGCCCUGGAGACUCUCCACCGUCUUUUCGAGUCCCUGGCCCCCAUUGUGUUCAGACCAGUAGAUAUCCUGCUGAAGACUCUCCUUCAGGAACCCACUGAUGUGGCUGGUGUGGAGAACCUCCAACGCUGGAUAUCCCUGGUCCUGUCCCUCCUCCACGUCCUGAUGGCACAAUCCAAAGAGGAAGUGAUCCUGUCCCGCAUGCAGGAGUUAGGACUUGGUCUGAAUGUGUUCAAGGUGCCCAGUCGAGAGAUGACGACAGAGGAGAGGGAUCUAGGCCUGGCUCUUUCACCAGAGGAGGUGAUAGCCUGGUUCCUGAUACAGGUGAUUGGUAACUGUGCCAGCUUUAUCAGUCAGAAGUGUGAGCUGACUGGGCUGUCCUCGUCUACACUGUUUAUAACCCAGCAACUGUCUCAACUCCUUCUCUAUGUCACACAUAUGUUCCAGUCUGGUCUGUUUAGGAAGGUUGCUACAUCAGCAAUGAAGGCCUCCCACCUAGACACGCCCCACUGUUACCACUGUAUCCAGGAACUAAACGGCAUGUUCCUGUCUGUCUCCAUGACACUACCCACCCUCACACUCCAAUGGUGCAACAUUCUUAUCCUCCUUAACUUUGACGACCAGCCGCUAUGGAGCACUGUCAUGCAGACCCCUAAACGCUUCCUCAAACCUGGCAAGAGUCAAUCUUCUGACCUAGAGGUACUGGUGUCUCCCUUGACACACUGCUGUAACCUGGAGAUACUGAGACGUGGCGGACUGGUACUCUUCUGUGACUACGUGUGUGAAAAUCUGACUGAAGCAGAACAUAUGACAUGGCUAGUGAUCAACCAUGUCAGUGACAUCAUAGCCCUGUCUCAGGAGUCACCUGUCCAGGACUUUGUCAGUGCCAUACACAGGAAUUCAUCUGCCAGUAGUCUGUUUAUACAGGCGAUACAUGCUAGGUGUGAAAAUGUCUCAAAACCAUCACUGGUGAGGAAGACCAUGAAGUGCCUAGAAGCUAUCCACCUCACCCAGACCGGCUCUCUCCUCACACUACUCAUAGACAAGUUCCUUAACACUCAUCACCUGGCCGUCGCCCGAAUCUGUGACAGUAUAGCCUGUAAGAGGGUCGAGAUGCUGUUAGCAGAUAGUGUACAGGAUGCCUUUAAUCAGCUGCCCCUGGAAGAUCUGGACAAGUUACUUAAAUACAUGGAAAGCAACAAACUUACCAAACGUCAUGCCCGCCUAGUGUCCCUGCUACAGAAGCUGAGACUGGAGAUACAGCCAGAUGAAACAGCUGAUAUAGUUGGAGGGAGGCGUCACCCUCUGUCUGUCCCGGAGUCCCUGUCCGACAUACACAUCAACAAGGAGUGCUAUGUUUCUAUUGUGAAGAGCCAGUGUUACAGUGUUGACUGUAAUCCCAGAGAAUGUGCCAAACUACUACAUAAUCUUACCUAUGCUGAUAUUCUCUCUGUAACUAUGGCCAAGGAAUUUAACCUCUGCAUCCUCCCGGAGUGUAUACUAUUGGGAGCUCACAGAACUCUUGUCAAAAACAACGACUCUACUGAAAGCCUGGACAGUGAGGGCAACAAGAUCCCCCAGGAACCAAUCUUUGACCCCUUACUUCAGGCUGCCCAGCUGACCCUUGUCCGACAUAUUAAUAACAUAAUCAACAUGCUACCCACGCCCCACCAAGUGAUAAAGUAUGGGGCCGAUGCAAACACUGCCAAACGCACACGUUAUUUGGAAAAAAUGGAUGAUUUUUUCUCCGACACGUCUUGGUCAGAUAUGGUGUUUAUGUUGGUGUCUUCUUUGAACAUUUACAUUCAAACUUUUUCCUCAUUUCCAUGGCAACCGGAGGUGCCUGUAGAAUCUCACUGUGAUAUUGGUCAGUUCUGCGUAUUGUGUGCAGAGAUGAUAGAUUGGAAUUUCCACCACGACCUACUGCCGACAUCGGAGCGCCUCAACAGUUGUCUACAUUGUAUGUCCCUGAUUCUCCAGCAUCCCCAGCUGUCUCUCGUGAUAGGGCACAAACAGCACACUUCCUGGGUUUGUGCACUCACUGGAACAGCCUACCAGACUGUAUACUCAUUAAUUGUGGUGCCAGGGGAGAAGCUUGUGUCAUCAUCAGCCCAUAACUCGGCAUGGGAACAUUCCAAGGAAACUCAGAGCGAUUUGAUCAUUAGGGCAUGUGACCAGGUGUCGGAGCUGGAGGAAUUUUCUCAGCGGCAGUUGUCAGGCGGGUCCAAGGUGAUACCCAGCUUUUUACAACAAAAUCUCAGGAACAUUAUCACAGGUUUAGGAAGACAACCAGUGCUCAACAGUUAUGCCAGAACCCCGUCCAUAGUCUGGAAGAUGGGCUGGAUACCCUCGCCUAAUGGGGAACCCAAGACCAAGUUACCUCCCCUGCCAGUUGACUUUCUCGAGGACAAGGAUGUGUUGAGGGAAUAUGUGUUUAGGAUCAACUCUCUAGGUUGGAUUAAUCGGCAGCAGUUUGAGGAGACAUGGAUGAGUUUAUUGUCUGUUGUUAAUCCUGUUCCAAUACCAUCCAAUGGGGAGGAAAUGGUUAUCUCCCCUGAGGAGGAGAUGGAGCGUGCCCAGUGUACUGUGAUAGCAGUGAAAGCCAUCACGUCUCUCCUCAUACAAUCCACUCUGAUCCCUGUACCAGGCAAUACCAGCUACAGCUCCUACGAGAUCAGGCCCAGGGACAAGCCCCUUGGUUUCCUCCAUACAAGGUGUGGGAAGAAGCUGACUGUGAUACGAGGUGUGAUAGAACAGGAAGUCCACAAUCUACACUGCCGCAGGAUGGUGAGAUCAGGCUGCAGUAGUGACGAGAAGGACCUGCUACGAUACAUGUUUGACAGUAACUUGGAGCGGGAAAUCAUGGCCGAUGACUACACCCUAGGACAGAUUGCAAUAGAGGCUAUCUGGUCGAUUGUGGGGGCCCUUGAUUUCCACAUUGCUGAGUCAGACACCACUGAUUCCCCAGAUAGCCCUACCACAGACUCUCCAGGCACGCCUGGCCGCUCACGUCAACAGUUCCCACUCCUGUCCUUUGAAAGAGAGCGGCGGGAGCGGUCAGUUAACCUCAGUGGACUGGACAUCCACUCUUGUCUUCAGUUCCUGUUAGAGCUUUAUGGUCAAUGGAUGCUGACCACUCCCAGACCACCUCUCAUGCUCAAGAAUGAGGUCGUUAAGUCUAUUGUGUGCCUGUCAGAUUUGUUUAUGGAGAGGGAGCAGUAUGACUGGAUGCAAGAGGUACUACUGGACGUGUACAAGACCCAUCCACAGGAGGACGAAGUCAUCAUGCAAUACCUCAAUGUGGGCAUCUGUAAGGCUGCCGCUGUGGUGGGCAUGGACAAUGCUGCAACAGAGAAAUUGAUGAAGAUCAUUGAUGCAGGCUUCAGGAGUCCACACUUACCAAGCAGAAUUGGGGCUCUGCAUGGAACACUCUAUCUAUUGGAGGCAGGAAUACAGGAUGUUACCAAGUUACUUAUUCCCUUAGCAACAGACUUCCUUCUCCGAAACUUAUCAUCAGUCAGCCAAACCUGUAUCACCAGUCAGAACUACAUGCUGACCAUGUGGUCAACAGUGUUUUACAUCAUGGAGAACUACCACAUAGAUCUCAAGGACCUGGAGUUCCCCAGCAAAGUUCUCCAGCUGGCGGUGAUCACAGCGUCGGGUAGUGAGGACAGUGUCUCUACUGCAGUCUACCUGGCUAUCCUCAAGGGCCUGGAACGUCUCCUCCUCACUGAUGUCCUCUCAAAACAGGAUGCUGAGGCCAUCAUCAAACUUGGAGUGGACAGGUUAUGUUUGCCAAGUCCACAGAGGUCACUAGCAGCUCUUGGUCUCAUGUUUACCUGUAUGUACUCUGGUAAACAAUAUGACCAGUACAGCCCUUCCCCACGUGAUAUGGAGCCCGGGACCACGGCCUAUGACUUCGAGGUGGUGUACCAGGACCCCGAGUCACUCAUCCUUGCCAUGGAGCGAGUCACUGUUCUGUUUGAUAGGAUAAAGAAAGGUUACCCAUAUGAGGCUCGUGUUAUAUCACGAGUGCUGCCGACAUUCCUUGCAGACUUCUUCCCACCUCAGGAUGUGAUGAAUAAAGUGAUUGGGGAGUUUAUCUCCUCACAGCAGCCGUACCCACAGGUCGUUGCUAAGGUCGUGUUCCAGGUGUUUGCCAACCUCCACCAGCAGAAGCAGCAGACCUUGGUGAGAGACUGGGUGAUGCUGUCUCUGUCCAACUUCACACAGCGCACACCGAUCGCCAUGGCAAUGUGGAGCCUCACCUGCUUCUUCAUCAGCGCCUCAGUCAAUCCCUGGCUACGCGCCCUCUUCACUCAUGUAAUAGGGAGGAUGGGUCGAAUGGACGUUGUUGACCGGCGUCUGUUCUGUAUUACUGCCAUGGACUUCUAUGGCCAGCUAGUGGAUGACAGCCAGCGCCGGGCUUUCACGUCCACAUUCAUGGCAGUGUCACAGCCAGGCAUCGUGUACCAGGAACUGCUUCAACAUAUAAACAGUCAGCCCAAGUCUUAGGAUAAACUACCCUCUCCGGUAGUAGUCUACUCAAGUGCUAGGACAUAAUGUCGGCUAGGGAAGUCAUGGAAGAGGUGAUGCAGUAGUGGCUAUGGUUCCAAGCUAAACAGAGAGGACAUAGGUGCCAAAUACUGCCAACUAGUAUAGCCUUUUCUAGCUUUAUUGCUUCAUAUUAUUAACAAAGACUGCUUCAAGUGUUCAAUCCUCUGCUGCUUCAACUACCAGGUGAAGCAUUUCAAGCUCCAGGCUUAGCGCUUCAAGCACCAGGAAGAGCGCUUCAAGCUCCAGGCCGAGCACUUCAAGCACCAGGAAGAGCGCUUCAAGCUCCAGGCCGAGCGCUUCAAGCUCCAGGCAGAACGCUUCAAGCUCCAAAAGAGCACUUCAGGCUCCAGCAAAGUGUUUUGAUAAUUUAGAACAGUGCAUCUUUAUAAGUAGGGUGAACCUACAUAGACUUUCCUGCUCACAGCUCAACACAUAUCUUAUGUGUGAAAAGGAGUUAGUGUCAUUAUCAUGAAAAUCAAAAUAUGUUUGGAAUGAAAUCCUUUAGAUGUUAUUGAUAUUGAGGAAGCUUCUUGUUAUUAUUCUGUAUCCUUGCCUUGUGAAGGACCGCCCUUUAUGUGCUUGCUUGUUAAAGGAAUCCAAUAUCCUUUGGAUAAGUCCCUGAUCUGGAGGACUGCCUAAAGUAUGUCUGUAAUAUACCUCUUCUAAGUAAUACAACUUUAUAUUAAACUCUUACCAAACGUUUUCUAGCCAAACAUCCAUUCAUCAGAUUUGCUCCUUGCCAUGCACCCUUACAAUCUGAUUAGCAGACUUUGACCCUUACCAAGAAACCUUACCAUCCGAUCAGCAGACUUAACCCUUACCAAGAAACCUUACCAUCCAAUCAGCAGGCUUUACCCUUACCAAGAAACCUUACCAUCCGAUCAGCAGGCUUUACCCUUACCAAGAAACCUUACCAUCCAAUCAGCAGGCUUUACCCUUACCAAGAAACCUUACCAUCCAAUCAGCAGGCUUUACCCUUACCAAGAAACCUUACCAUCCAAUCAGCAGGCUUUACCCUUACCAAGAAACCUUACCAUCCAAUCAGCAGGCUUUACCCUUACCAAGAAACCUUACCAUCCAAUCAGCAGGCUUUGACCCUUACCAAGAAACCUUACCAUCCAAUCAGCAGGCUUUACCCUUACCAAGAAACCUUACCAUCCAAUCAGCUGGCUUCAGUCCUUAUGGUGUGCUGUUUUGUACAAUAGUGAUGAUAUUUUAACAUUUUAUUAGAAAACAUUUCAAUGUGUUUUCUAUAUAAUCUCUACAACAAUUUGUAGGGUUAGUUUAGCUGUUCAUAUAAGGAAUGGAUGAAUCUGUCGAAAUACAUUUUCAAUCCAUGACAAUUAUUAUGGUAGCAGGGUCAAAUGUUAAUCAUUCUUGGGUUUGUUUGUGGUCGGGUAGAGUGUAGAGGGAACCUCUAGACAUUCCUUUCUAAGGAAGGUUGUACAUUGUCUCCAUUCCCAAACACAGGAAAAACACAGGAGUACUGUAAGUAAUAAACACUGAACUAUAAAACAUUCCUUCAUCAAGCUCUUCUAGGGUUGUUUUCAGUACAGUGAUGAGGUUGGUUCUGGUAGUGAUUGCAGCAGCAUGAUGAAAGGUUGAAUUAUGAUAUGAAUUAAGAAACUAGUGCUACUGGCUGGUACAUUCAUAAUAUAUUUAUAAAGGUGUUAUAAGUCAAAUUGUGUCAAAUUUCGAAGAAACAUAAGUAAUAUUCAACAUCAUUGUGAGAAAUUUUGUUGUUACUGCCAAAGAUAAGUAACUAAAUGGAAGGUAUAUGGAGAGUGUGUUGGUGAGAGAGAUAACCAAACAUGUUUUUAGUCAGUGUUAAACUGGUCUAGAUAAACAAUGUACUCAAGGUACUGUGGUAUCUUAUAGAUCUGCUUAAUACAACAGGCAAGGUUUUCCUUCAGUUUAUAUCAAGCACAGGAUAUUUAAAAAUACAUUUAACUAGCAGUAAUAGUGUUUACAUAUACUAGGUAUUUGAACUUCAAGAGUGUGUGGGGUCUAUUUGUGUGUUAUAGACGAACAAGGUCGAAGGAGUGUUUGUAGUAAAUGGUUAUCAAGGUCAGAGGAGUGUUUGUAGUAAAUGAUAAUCAAGGUCAGAGGAGUGUUUGUAGCAAAU